UUUAUGAAGUAUUCUACGGGAAGUGCAUCAAAAUUAAAAAAUAUAUGUGUUUUUUUUUUCAAUUUAAGUUUUAUGAAGCUCUGAACAUGAUCAAUGGCGGUGACGACACUGGAAGAAGCUUUCAACAGAGGAAGUUGUGUAGCGGCGGCGACGAUUUUGCCAAAGCAAUCGCCAAACUCGUUGUGGCACAACUCUGCGAGAUCGAAGGGUUCCAGAGUUUUCAGCACUUAGCACUUGACACAUUAUCCGAUGUUGCGGUUCGUUACAUUUUCAAUACAGGAAAAUCUGCGCAUUACAAUGCUAAUCUUUCAGGAAGAAAUGAAUGCAAUGUGUUUGAUGUGAUUCUAGGGUUGGAAGAUUUGGGAUCAGUUCAAGGCUUUGUGGCUGCUUCUGAUGUUGAUCAUUGCCUUGCAGGUUCCGGAAUUGUUCGGGAGAUUGUUGAUUUUGUUUAUGAAUCUGAACAGAUUCCGUUUGUUUUCGCCGUUCCGAAGUUUCCGGUGACGAGAGAAAGGGCGAUGAGUCCUAGUUUCUCGCGAAUUGCGGAAGAUCCUCCCGGGGAGCAUAUUCCGACUUGGUUGCCGGCAUUUCCUGAUUGGAAUGGAAGAGGGAUGGAAGCUAAUACUGCGAAGGAGGAGCAUUCUCUCCUACAUUUGCAGAAGCAUCUUUUGUCCAAUGGAUCUACAUUUGUUGAUCAUGGUGAUGCUAAGGCCAAACGAAUAGCUAUAGAAAGUAAUCCGUUUCUUGCUGCGCCUUUGUGGGAUAAGGAAGUGGCUUCUGUUGUUCCUCCUCCGGUAAAGAUACUCAAUGAUGUGGAUUCAGGGAAUCCUCCUGUUGUGGAAAAUUGUGUUGGAGAUGAAUGUGUUUCUGUAGUGGAGGCAUUUGCUCCGGCAAUUGAAAGGGUAAAAGGUGCACGGUGCGAGUUUAGGGAAGGGAAGAUGACAGAGCUUCAUUUGAAUAAGAAGCAUGCUGUGAGUUUUAAGAUUGGGACAAGAAAUAAAUUGUUGGGAAGGUUGGCGGAUUUGAGUCCGGAAUGAAAGGAGCCGCGGAAAACAAAGAUGAGCUCGUUCAGUUACACCAGACAAUGGAUACAUUAACUAUCUUCAAAGGCCACAAUCAAUGAGUUUAAUAUGGCUAUUGAGCUAUAGUGAAGUUGCCUGCAAUGCCUAGCUGGAUAGUUAGCUACUUCAGCUCUCACAACUUCUGUAAUCAAAUCUUUAAAGAUCAAGCGUUCAAUAUCCAACACAACAUUUGGUAUCUCGGUGUUGCACUCUGU
Messenger RNA from Arachis stenosperma, 1273 nucleotides. RefSeq names its product transcription initiation factor TFIID subunit 8-like. The coding region runs from base 45 to 1034 and encodes 329 amino acids. NCBI's taxonomy places the organism in Eukaryota, Viridiplantae, Streptophyta, Magnoliopsida, Fabales, Fabaceae. The transcript has 3 exons. The record is from RefSeq and is a predicted model, not a curated record. Gene Ontology annotation, molecular function: protein heterodimerization activity. Gene Ontology annotation, cellular component: transcription factor TFIID complex.